AUGCUGAAAUGGGUGGUUACGCGUGGUCCAAGUGAUGUUGGACCAUAUGCGUCAACAGCUGCUCCACAAAUGAAUUGCUUAUGCAACAAAGAAAAUCACUGCGAAGAAUAUAUCGAAAUCGAAAAUAACAACUCGUAUGCUUUCAACGAAUUGGGAAAUUACUUCAGCCCAAGAAAAUGUCUACUAUCCUCUGGUCCUCUCGAACGGACUGCUACGAGGGAUUGCACCUGUUUGAAGAAUGUCUACUAUCAAAACGAAACAACCGGGUCCGGUGCUCGAAAGAAGUUGACGUUAAUGUCCAACACAACACCACUAUCAUCCAAAAAUGCCUCCAUCGAACGCACCCGAAAGCUACGAACUCGUCGUGAGCGCAACAAAACUCUAGUCAAGCGGCUGUCCAGCGCUAUAAUCAGAAAUGACUCGUAUACUUCCUCCGUAACCAGUAGCCCUGCUGCCGAGCAGCUCGAUGCAGAUCUGUUGCAAACUUACCUCAACUCCAACCGGUUAUUCAAUGAACGUGAAGUCAAAAGUCCCGACGAACCCAGCCCACUAGAAUCCGGCAGAUUGUUCCGACAGAGAGUGGUUCGCAGAAAGCACAGUAAAACCACCAAAUCCAUCGGUCAACUUCAGCUCGAUCCGAACGAAAGUGCCAACAUUUUCAACUGUUUCGUGUUCCGGGAGCUGUCCCAGGAAAUGUUUGAAUAG
Messenger RNA from Malaya genurostris, 705 nucleotides. RefSeq lists its product as uncharacterized. The coding region runs from base 1 to 705 and encodes 234 amino acids. The record is from RefSeq and is a predicted model, not a curated record. Lineage: Eukaryota; Metazoa; Arthropoda; Insecta; Diptera; Culicidae. The transcript has a single exon.